Molecule: messenger RNA, 927 nt
Organism: Metarhizium album ARSEF 1941
Lineage: Eukaryota; Fungi; Ascomycota; Sordariomycetes; Hypocreales; Clavicipitaceae
Exons: 2
Coding region: 1-927 (308 amino acids)
Source: RefSeq, a predicted model, not a curated record
AUGAAUCUGAAGCGCCUUCUCCUCGCGGCGCUCCCUUCUCUCAUUUCGGCCGACCAAGUAUCCAAGUUGGCUUUCUCUGACGACGGAACCAUUCGCCAAUGGCUAUACGCGAGUGAGCUGGAUGAACGGUCGCUGGCCCUCCUCGACCGACCUGAUAUUGAGGGUAUACAGGUGAUAUAUCGAUGGAGAGUCCUCGAGCCAGAAAGAGACACGUACGACUUCUCCCAGAUCUACACAGAUCUUGAAGCUGUACAAUCAAAACAAGGCAAGAAGAAGUUGUGGAUCCAGCUCCAGGACCGCACGUUUGGCCCACGUAUACAGGCUGUCCCUGCUUAUCUCAAGACGGAGGAUUCAAACAGCACCGUGCCGCAGUGCGCCGGAGAUGAUGGCUGUGAUGGUGAUGCUGAAGUCGCCGGCUGGGUUGCGGCCCAAUGGAAUCCUCGCGUCCGCGAACGAUUCCAGGCUCUUGUCAAAAAGAGCUUGAUGGCAAGAUCUACGUCUGGCCCGUUGUCGGGCAAUUUCAACCCCCAGACCUACUUUGACGCCACGCUGGACAACGCAAAGUAUGCGGCAGAGGCAUUCAAGACGACAUACGUCGUGCAAUACGUCAACUUCUGGCCCAAUGGAACUUCCAAUGCGAACAACUACCUUUCGGACUCGUUUCAAUUCCUGGCCAAGAAUGGUAUAGGCAUCGGCGGGCCUGACAAUCUACCAUACAGGCCGUUUCAAGUAGCAAAUAGCUAUCCGUACCUAUGGGAAUAUCGCAACAAAGUCCCCAUCAGCGUCAUCGCCAUCCAAGAGCCUGACUUGUCGGCCACCAGCCCGAAUACCUCACUUCCAUAUACGAAGGACGAGUUCCUGGAUUAUGCCAUCAAUCACCUAGGAUCCAAGAUUCUGUUCUGGGCGACAUCUGCCCCCUGGUUGUGA